AUGUUUUGGGAUGAAGACGAAGAGUUUGAUAUCGAUCAUCAUUUCCGUCAUAUCGCACUACCUCAUCCGGGACGUAUCCGUGAGUUAUUGGUUUAUAUUUCACAGGAACACAGUUCGUUGAUUGACCGAGCUAAACCGCUUUGGACCUGUCAUAUUAUUGAAGGGAUUGAAGGCAAUCGCUUUGCCAUGUAUUUUAAAAUCCACCAUGCCAUGAUUGAUGGUGUGGCUGGUAUGCGUCUGGUAGAAAAAUCAUUUUCAAAAGAUGCUGACUCCAAAACCAUUAUUCCGCCUUGGUGUGUCGAAGGUAAACGGGCAAAACGUUUAAAAGAAACUAAACUGGAUAAAGCUAAAAAAAUAUUCUCUGCCUUAAAAGGACAAGUUGAAGCAGCACCUAAGGUCACUCAAGAGCUGUUCCAAACUGUAUUUAAAGAAAUGGGGAAAAACCCCGAUUAUGUUUCAAGCUUUCAAGCGCCGAGUAGUUUAUUUAAUCAACGGGUAAGUUCAUCACGUCGUUUCGCUGCUCAGUCUUUUGAACUUGAUCGUUUUAGAGAUAUUUCCAAAGCCCUUGGUGUUACGAUUAAUGAUGUGGUGCUUGCUGUUUGUGCAGGCGCGUUACGUGAUUAUUUAAUCACACAAGAAGCUUUACCGAAAAAACCACUGAUUGCAAUGGUUCCAGCCUCAUUACGUGAUGAUGACUCAGAUAUGAGUAACCGUAUCACCAUGAUUUUGGCAAAUUUAGGUACACAUAAAGAAAGUCCUUUAGAGCGCUUAGACAUUAUUAAACGCAGUGUACAAAAUGCAAAAAAUCGUUUUAAACGUAUGAGCUCUGAUCAAAUCUUAAAUUAUAGUGCUUUCGUUUUUGGUGCAGCAGGCGUGAAUAUUGCAUCAGGACUUAUGCCAAAACGCCAGGCAUUUAACGUAAUCAUUUCCAAUGUACCUGGACCACGUGAACCUUUGUAUUGGAAUGGCGCUAAAUUAGAUGCUCUCUACCCUGUUUCUAUUGUUUUGGAUGGUCAGGCACUAAAUAUCACCAUGACCAGUUAUUUAGAUAAAUUAGAAGUCGGUUUAACGGGUUGCCGUAAAUCUCUGCCUAAAUUGCAGAAUCUUCUCACACAUUUGGAAAAUGAAAUCCAAAAGUUUGAGCAAAUUAUUGCAGAGAAAAAUGCAGUAGAACUUGCCGACAAAAAGCCAAACGCUCAAGCCAAGGCAAAAACGGAUACUCAAGAUGUAGCGAAGGAAUCUGUUGCAGCACGAAAGUCAUUGAUGACAGACAUUAACCACCAUAUCUUUAGUGAUUUUCACUUCUUGACCAUUGUCAUCUAA
Molecule: messenger RNA, 1323 nt
Organism: Oppiella nova
Lineage: Eukaryota; Metazoa; Arthropoda; Arachnida; Sarcoptiformes; Oppiidae
Source: the annotation of a GenBank genome assembly